AAAGAUGGAGAUGUUCUAAUGGCGAUUCACGGAAGACAUAUGAAAACAUCAAACGGCAUAAAGCAAGAGAGAGAGAGAGAGGAAGAGAGAGAUAGAGAGAGAGUGAAUUUCCAUCCCCCUUCUUAUCUUACUUUUCUCUUCGCCGAGACUCUCAUUGUCAGCUAUAUUAUAUGAUUUCUAACCUAUACACAAGAUAUUGACAAUGUAAUUUUAAUUGCAUGUUGUAUUCCAAAUUUUUACCUGACCAUAUCUCAUUAAUUAUGCCGAAUUUAAUGAUUAUAGCUCAUUAACCACUUUGAUAAUGGGAAAAGUUUAUUCUUUGUUAACACGACCUAUUCGCACGUUCAAUGUCGAAAAUCGUGCGGCAAGAAUCAUAUCUCGAGAAAAGCCUAUACCAGCACCACAAUAUCCAUCAACAGAAAAACAAAAAAAAUUGUCGGACAAAGUAAAUCCAAAUUUCCUGAAAGAACAUUAUCAAAAGAAUGUGCAACUGGAUCAACGCUUAAAAGAUGUUUUUGUAACAUCAACAGAUCCACAAAAAGUAAUUGAGCCAACGAGAGAAUCAAAACCUUUACCUCAAAACAGAUGUGCAAUAGAUGAAUACACAUUUGACUUUUUUGAACCUACGAUUCCUGUAGGAAAGUGCUCAUUGAAGCAGAUUUUAACAUUUCUUUCGCAACAUAAAUACGAUCCUGCAACAUAUAGCAGUGAAAAUAUAGCUGCUGAAUAUAAAAUAGAUAAGAAAGUAGUAGAGAAUAUAUUGAAACAUUUUAAACUUUAUGUAACUAUGACACAAAAUAAUGAAAAAAUAUUGGAAGAUCCAUUCCAAGAAAUAAUCGAUGCAGCAAUAGAGGAAAAAAAGAAGAAGGAUCUUCUAGGAAAAGAAUAAUAUGAAUAUUAUAUAUAGAAAAAUAAUUUAUUAAAGAUUGUUUGUAUA
Messenger RNA from Cataglyphis hispanica, 937 nucleotides. RefSeq names its product protein NDUFAF4 homolog. Bases 302 to 889 code for a protein of 195 amino acids. Lineage: Eukaryota; Metazoa; Arthropoda; Insecta; Hymenoptera; Formicidae. Gene Ontology annotation, biological process: mitochondrial respiratory chain complex I assembly. Gene Ontology annotation, cellular component: mitochondrion. The record is from RefSeq and is a predicted model, not a curated record. The transcript has 5 exons.